AUGACUGUGUUAGUUCCUACAUUAUUUAUAUAUUUUAUUAUAAUAUUUCACUUUACAUUUGCCGAAAUGACGACUGAAGAAAUUCAAGUCCUCAAUGAACUACCUAUAGACAAGCUUUUACGAAUAAAGAAUUCUUUACAAGAAGUUUCAACAACGGAUAACAUUACUGUAAUAGAACCAACGUUCAUUGAAACCUUCGGAGCUCAAGCAAUGUCUUUACGAUCACCUAUCAAACGUACAGAUUACGAAGAUGGAUAUAAGAAAGAAGUUAGUAAAAUAAGUAACAUAUUUUCGAUGUCCCUAACAACUUUAGCGUUUCUCGCAUUUGGUGGUUACUUGCUUUGCUUGAUAGUGCAAGCUGUGAAGUCUAAGCAUGCUUACAGCGCGGCUAAUGUACCACAAUCAACGUUUGUAUUGAAUGCAGGGAUAAAACGACCUCAAACAUUUGCAUCAUACGGCCGAAAGAAAAGAGAAGCUGAAGUACCUAAUGAAAUUGAUUUACCACCAGAACAAUUGUUCACAGCUUUGAUACAACUAUGUGAGGGAUAUGCUAAAUGGAAUGGAGUCAGUUAA
Molecule: messenger RNA, 573 nt
Organism: Papilio machaon (common yellow swallowtail)
Lineage: Eukaryota; Metazoa; Arthropoda; Insecta; Lepidoptera; Papilionidae
Exons: 1
Coding region: 1-573 (190 amino acids)
Source: RefSeq, a predicted model, not a curated record